CAGAUGUUCCUUUCCACAACCUUAUCUAAGGUCAAGCGUUGUAGAGCAGCACAAGGAUGUCUGGAAGCAAGGUGACACUUUUACAGGUAACCUUGUCGGUCGUCUUUCACCUUGGAACACUACUGCAUGGGUCCUACGGUCUGAGGUGCUUGGAGUGCCAAGAAGUUUACAAGCCAGAUGACUGCGCCUUGUCUGGUGCCUGUGGUCAAGAUGAGCUUUGCUUCACUCGGUCUUUCAUCAACAACAAAGGAAGGCAGGCCUAUAGACUUGGCUGUGAGAGCACUGAUGUGUGUGAUUUGUUCGCGCGCGCGGUCAUUGUGAUUGGAAAACGUUCUCCGGGACGAGACCAAACAUGUCGGCAGUGUUGUUCCCAUGACAACUGCAAUGAAAAGCUUUGCGUAUCAUCAACCCCAACGACCCAUACUCCUUCCACAAUGCCUCCCAUGACUACGUCGUCAUCGACGGCAGAAACUGUAACUGUUACAACACCAGCGCCGACGACGUCACUCAUCACAGCAGUCACUUCAUCAACUUCCGCCAGAGACUGUCUGUCUUUACUGGAACAAGGCAUCACGUCAUCAGGAGUGUACUCUGUGAGCCCAGACGGCGGAACUCCCUUCAACGUCUACUGUGACAUGACCGGUGAUGGAGGAGGUUGGACACUGGUUCAAAGACGAGUGAACGAGACAGUCGGAUUUGACAAGAACUGGGCUGAGUAUAAGAAUGGCUUUGGUUCACUGGAUGGGAACUUUUGGCUGGGUACCGAUCUCCUCCAUCGCUUCACUGUGCAGGCAGGACGAAACUACACCCUGAGGUUUGAGCUGACGGUCACUAACGGUAGUGCUUAUCACGCAUUCUACAAUAGCUUCAGCGUUGCUGGGGAGGCGGACAAGUACAGAGUCAGCUUCAUGGGCUACAGUGGAAAUGCAGGGGACAGUUUCGGUAACCAUAACGGUUUGCAAUUCUCUACGUACGACUCCGACAACGACAAGUCCUUACGGAACUGUGCCCAAAUGUACAAGGGAGGAUGGUGGUAUCACAAAUGCUACGACGUCAACAUCAACGGCUUGUACGGCAAUCAGGGAGACAGAGGGAUGGUGUGGUAUGCAAUCACGGGGUGGUACAACACCGUCACAGCUACUACCAUGUCUAUACGACCACAGCUGUAAGUGUAGCUCUUGACAGGGUUUCAAUAAACAAAAUGUACGAUA
Haliotis rubra (blacklip abalone) is the source of this 1211-nucleotide messenger RNA. Its product is annotated as techylectin-5A-like. Bases 57 to 1169 code for a protein of 370 amino acids. The record is from RefSeq and is a predicted model, not a curated record. The transcript is spliced from 9 exons. Lineage: Eukaryota; Metazoa; Mollusca; Gastropoda; Lepetellida; Haliotidae.